AUGGGAUCAUCGGACUCCCUGACUUCUCGGACAUAUGCGGGCCAUGGGCAUCAUGUAGCAUCGAAGUCCCGAUCCUUUUCUAGGGCUAUUGUGGAACGCAGACGAUCUUCCUACGAUGGGACAACCGACAAAGCAUCUCAAGGCCAUCAGCCGACAGAGCACGCCGAAAACUACAAAAUCCCAUCAAGCCCCGACCACCGAAACCUCGACCAUGAUCUGCGCGGCAUCGGUAGCCAAUUUGCGGUGGAAUCUGGCGGUCACAAGGGCCGAUAA
Messenger RNA from Anthostomella pinea, 273 nucleotides. The record is from the annotation of a GenBank genome assembly. NCBI's taxonomy places the organism in Eukaryota, Fungi, Ascomycota, Sordariomycetes, Xylariales, Xylariaceae.